AUGUCCUGUAUAUUUGUCCUGUUUCUAUGUCUUCCACAGAUAAUUCUAGUUUUCUUCCCCACUGCAGGGUAUGUUGAUGGGACUCUUCUAGUUUAUUCAACAUUCAAAAGCAUCUGCCUAGUUGACGUUAGUGAAGAUAGAAGAGCAGACGAUAAAUCUCAAGUUCUGUUCAGAGAUGGGUAUACAAUAUCCACUGUUGACUACCUCCGUGAUGAGAAUACCAUUUUCUGGAUGGAUUCUGAUGAGAAUUCUGUCCUAAAAUUAGAAAGCUACAACGCAACUCAUGAGAUAAAAACAUCACUCGCCUCCCUGCACGACUCAGUCCUGAUGGAUAUGUCAAUUGACUGGGUGGGGCUGAAGAUGUAUUGGCUGGAUCAGGAUGGCAGAAUAGAAAUAAGAGAUUUGUUUGAGUUCGAUAGGGCCGUCGUCGUUUUCAAUAAUUUAAUUCAGCCUGGCAGUCUGGUGCUAUACCCUGAGAAAAGAUUGAUGUUUUGGUCAACCUGUGGAGAUGUACCCUACAUUGAGUCGGCCAGUAUGGAUGGUAGAGAUAGAAAGAUUGUACUGUCGCUGAACGAAUGUAUAUCUUGGCCAAGUGGUCUGACGAUAGAUUAUGAAAAUGACAUGCUGUACUUUGUGAUUGAAGCUAGCAGGCGAGUGUAUAAAUGCAAUCUCGACGGUUCCAACUUGUCGUUGGUAUCUCCAAACAACGUCAACAACAACAUGAAUCCUUUAUCCAUCUCAAUCCACAAUGGCAUGAUGUACUGGAUUGAACUGACAAACAGCACAAUAAUUAGAUGCAAACUUCCUCAGUGUUCAGACCCAAGAAUCCUAGCAAACACCCUGUUCCCACCCCAAGAUGUCAAAGUGGUACGACCUGAGAGAAAAAAUAUGAAUGUGGAAAACCCGUGUUCUAAAAAUAAUGGCGGUUGCUCGUACAUUUGCUUGCUGUCAGCAGUGACAUCACAACAAUACACAUGCGCCUGUCCAGCUGGUGUUGUGCUGAAGAAGGAUGGAAGAAACUGUGAAGAUGGUCCCUCCAGUAUCCUACUGUUUGUGAGAUACACAAAUUUACAAUGGGUAUCCUUAGAUACCCCGGAUUACAUACACGUCCCUAUCCCGAUCGAUAGUAUCAAAAAAGCGAUAUCUAUCGACUAUGAUCCAAUCCAAGGAAUGAUAUAUUGGUCAGAUUUCAAUAGAUCAUCUAUUGGGAGAGCACUUCUUAAUGGAUCAACAAACAUGUACACAGAAGUGGAAACAGUCAUUCAAGUUCCUGGCAUGAAUCCAGAAGGCAUAGCUGUAGAUCAACUGGGCAGAAAUAUUUUCUGGGUGGACAGUGGCCAGAAAAAGAUAAUUGUAGCCAAAAUGGACGGAAGUUACUAUCGGAAGGACCUCAUUACCACUGAACUUUAUAACCCCAGAGCCAUUGUUGUCGACUCUAAAAGGGGAAACUUAUACUGGUCCGACUGGGGCACCCACCCGAAAAUUGAAACCUCUCAGAUGGACUCUUCCUCUAGGCAGAUUCUCGUGACCUCUAACCUUUCGUGGCCAAAUGGACUCGCCCACGAUGGGGUUGCGAAUCGUUUGUACUGGGGUGACGCCAAGUUGCAUAGGAUCGAGUACAUCGAUUUAAAGACUAAGAGGAGAGUUCUGCUGGUGGAGGGUGACUAUUUGUACUGGUCCGACCUGACGGAUAGAGUAAUUCAAAGAAUCCACAAAUCCGAACCAGCAAACCAAUCGCAGACCAUCAUCGAGAAUAUAUCUGACCUCAUGUCUCUCAAAGCCACCUACUUGGAAUCUACUUCAGACCCAGACGCUGGCGACGACGUCUGUAUGAAGAAAAACGGCGGCUGUAGCCACUUCUGCUUCCUAUCUCCACUCCCUACACACCAGCGGCCAGUUUGCUUCUGCCCCGAUGGUUUCGAAAUGGCCCCGGGCGACAACCAAACAUGCUUCUCCACUCAGUCCUUCGUCGUCUUCUCUACCAAGGGUGACUUCGGCAGAGUAACCAUGGAGACCGGUAAUGUGGCGGCUAUGGCGACCACGAAAUCAGGCUAUGGUGUCGUUGUUGGCUUCGAUGUUGACGUCAGAGGAAGUGGUGGUGGUGGUGGUGAUGGUGGUGUUUUGUACUGGGGCGACGAGGCCAGCAACUCAAUCAGGAGGAAAGAAUUCAGCGGACCUCAACAGCAGGAGUCGUUCAUAAGUAACGUUAACCCAGGUGCCAUUGUGAUUGACAGCAUCCAUUCAACUCUCUACUGGACCGACGUUGGGAAGAACUGCAUAGAAAUGAUAACACUGAAGGGUCGUGGGUACAGGAAGGUGGUGCUCUGGAAAGAUGUGACCCCUACUCUUCUAGCUGUGGACCCCUUGAAUGGCUAUCUAUUCUGGCUGAAUAGAGGUGCCAAGCUGAACCAUUGGAGUAUUGAAAGGUCUAGUUUGAUUGGUUCCUUUAGAACUAAAAUGGUGGCUAAUAAUGAUGAUAAUAAUAAGAAUAAUAAUAAACGUGGUGUUGGUGAUAGUGAAGAGGAUGGUGGCGUGACCUCAAUAGCAGUACAGCCAUCUAAAAAGUUAUUGUAUUGGCUUAGAAAUGGCACUCUAUAUUGGAAACAUUAUGACAGAAGCACCAUAGAUACGUACGAGAGGAAAGAUUCUAAAUUCACUCUGGUGUCCAUACUUUCUGAUUCUUUGCUUCUGUAUGAUCCUUCGUCUGCUGAGGUGUAUCAGUUUAAUCUGAGCGAUCACAGCAUUGGUGAUGGGUUAUUUGGUAAUUUGGUGAAAAAGUAUCAAUUGAGGCUAAAUAAUAAUAAUAAUAACAAUAAUAAUAAGAACUACUACAACAACAACAAUAAUAACAACAACAAUAGAGAUGACGGCCAUGAUGUCAUUGGUCUAUCUCUGGUUGAUUUUUCCAUAAGACCAAACAUUUCGCACCCGUGCAAAGAGAGCAAUGGCGGUUGUUCUCAUAUAUGCCUCACUAACAGCAAUUACAACAACAUCAACGACGACUACAAAAUUACUAACAUCAAUAAUAAUAACAAUAACAAUAAUAAUAACAAUAAUAAUAAUAAUAAAUAUAUAUGCUCAUGUCCAACACAUUACAGGCUGCUUAAAGAUGGUCAUACUUGCCAGGGACCAACAAGCUUCAUAAUAGCCAGUCAGAAAAAUUCCUUCUUGCAGAUUCUCGUUAAUGCGAUGAAUAAGAGCGGCAAUACUAAUGGUAAAAAUAAUAAAAGUAAUAAUAACGAUGGUGACGACGAUGACGAUUUCGUUACGUCACUUCCUGACCUUGGCAUAAAUAACUUCAGGUCGCUGACAUAUGACCCAUUUAAAGGUCAUCUUAUCUGGGUUGAUUCUCAAGGUUCAACCAUCAAAUCCACCUAUUACCCUAUCAGUGGUAGUAGUUACUUUGGUAGUAGCGGUAGUAAUAACAGUAGUGGUAAUAACGGUCGCGUUCGAGGCAGUAAAAACGUUGGCAGAAGCCGCGGUAGUAGCAACAAUCGCGGUGUCUUCGGCGUACAUUUGAAUGUGAACAAUGAGGUUCCACAUCCCACUGUAACGAUAGUUUCCUCUUCUUCUCCUUCUUCUUCCUCAUCUUCAUCUGCGUACAUCUUCGACCUGACUAUCGACUACAAUUCUCGUCUCAUCUACUUCUCCAACCUGUCGUGUUCGUGUGUGCAGGCCGUCAGAUUUGACGGGCGGAUGGUGGGCACUGUUAUCAAGGAGGGCAGCCCUAGGUAUCUCGUUAUGGCCUCUAAAGCCGGAUAUUUGUUCUGGACGAACAAGGGUAAACGAUUGGAGAGAUCGAGUUUGGACGGCUCCUUGAAGAUGACCAUCUUGAAUACUGGACUUGGACAGCUCGGGCCUAUUGAAGUUGACGAUUAUAGCACUCCCACGUCCUACAAAAGUGGUCGGGUAUACUGGAUCGACGUCGAACUGAAAAGAAUCGAGUCGUCGAACUUGGACGGCGGCGAUCGUCGCGUCAUCGUGCACGACACCGGCAGGGAGCAGGCCACAGGACUCGCGAUCGCCAACGACCUGCUACUGUGGGCGACGAAAUCUGGCAGUAUUGAGAAGGUGAGUUCUGCAAACGGUGCCGGUAGAGAGGUCGUCUACAAGAAGUCAGGCAGUCCAAUCACAUCUCUCCUUUUUUCCAAGUACAAAUCAAACAUCAUGCCGAUAUUUAAAGCCACACAGCAACUCGACGCUUCAGACAAAGUGAGUUACCAGCACGGCGAUGAUGUCUACAACAAAUAUGGAUUCUGUCCAACAGAAACUUGCACAGACAUCUGCCUCGUCGAAUACGAGAAUACGCUGUCCAUGGAUAGUGAAGAUGUGGAUGAGGCCAAAUGGAGGUGCUCCUGUCCAUUUGGCAUGCAACUGGGCGAUGACGCGAGUACGUGCACUGCAUCCACGCCAUGCAAGAUGAACCAGUUUCAAUGUCGAACCCACCUCUUUUGCAUCCCUCGUGAAUACGUGUGCGACGAUCAUGCAGAUUGCGAUGACCACUCGGAUGAGGCCGACUGCCCCAAGACUCCGAGAAGACAGUCCACCCAUGCUUCCAAUGUCCAUCCUGAGUUUUGUACCGAACCGGAGAAUGUUUGGUGUCCGGGUGGAGAUGCAUGCAUAAGUAGGGAGUUCCUCUGCGAUGGCAAGUACGAUUGUGUCGAUGGAUUGGACGAAUCCAACUGCCCGAACGACGGCAACAGCAGUUUUCUCCUCGCUAAUGGUUACGCUAUUGGAAUAGGAGUCGUUGCAGCCUUUGUUGUGGGCCUCACUUUGAUACUUUUGCUCUUCUUUAUAUGCCGGCAGAAAUCAAGGAAACUGGCGACGGCCUAUCCAGAUGAUGUGGUGAUGGUAGCCCGUCCGAACGCACCACCAUCGACCGCAUCUUUCUCUGCGCCCGACAGCAACAGUCUGCUUUUGAAAUCUACCGACAUCAGCGUUGAUGGCAGUCAGGUGUUUGCAGAGGUCAACAGUGACGACUGUGAAGUUAGGAACGAUGAUGAUGUUGGGGACGACUUCCCGCAUAGAAAGUUAGGCAAUGGACACCACCUACCGAACAAAAGAUUAAAACACCAGCAGCCAACGUAUUCGAGGCGUAAUAAGGACACGAUGACGUCAUCCAUUGCUGGCGUGUUUUACGGCGACGACGUGACUGAGAUUUGCAGCGGUGUGCACCCGGAUUCACUUUAUUACGACAGGGGACACAUAACAGGCGCCUCAUCAACCACCGGAUCUGUCAUGACCGCCAGACCGGCCUUCGAUCCACCACCUAGUCCCAUUACUGACAGAAGCACCAUUGCCGAUGUCGAAGAACCAGCCGUCCCUCGUCCGCAACUUCAUCACGCCAGACGACAUCAAAAUUCCGGUAGAGUCCUCCCUGAAAAUUUAUACCCCAAUCCUCAUUUCGAUUCGAGCGCGACUAAUCCGUGGGGUAAAAAUCCGGGAAAGCGUAAAAAGUUGCGUCACAAGCGACACCGUCGUUACGUGCCUACGCCCUGCAGUUCAACUGCGGAUGAACUGAUGGUAAUGACGCAUUUCGAUGAAUUCCAACCAAAUUUAGCGCCCCCGCCGACCCCUCUGAGUGAUUACAUUCAGUCAAGGAACUCCUUGUUCAGUCCGGAUGUCAGCUGUCCACCAUCACCAUUCACCGGUCGCUCCAAUUAUCCACCUCCACCUCCGUCAUCCUAUUUCAAUGAGGAAGAGGAAGAACAUGGAUACGAUGACGAUGAUGACGUAAUCAGUGACAAUGAUGACGACGAUGGUUUUGCUGGUGGUAAUAUUAAUAAUGGUGGCGCGCUUGUGAAUGUUCUUAGCUCUCUUGGGCAUGGAAGCCAUAAUGAUGCAAAGAACGGAAUCAUAAAGAAGAAAGAUUGUGUGUGA
This is a messenger RNA of Helobdella robusta, 5880 nucleotides long. RefSeq lists its product as hypothetical. The coding region runs from base 1 to 5880 and encodes 1959 amino acids. The record is from RefSeq and is a predicted model, not a curated record. Gene Ontology annotation, molecular function: protein binding. NCBI's taxonomy places the organism in Eukaryota, Metazoa, Annelida, Clitellata, Rhynchobdellida, Glossiphoniidae. The transcript has 19 exons.